AUGGUAAAAUUUGAUGAAUCUCUAGAUGUUGAUUCUAAUGAAGUUAGUUCAACUGAUAGUCAUACAUCUGAUGAUGAGAAUUCCAGCUAUUCGGCAUCCAGUGGGCAUGAUAGGUCAGAUGAUGGCGAUGAUCAUGGUGAAAGAGCGGUACGUAUUAAUUCUAUGACUGCUGAUGAAAUUCGUGGUAUGGAUUUUGGUAGUGUUGACGAAGCUUAUGAAUUUUAUUAUCAAUACGGUAAAUGUAAAGGUUUUUCCGUUAGGAAAAGUGAUGAUAAGAAAAAAAUAGGGCCUGAUGGUAGUAAAAUAAUAACAAACAAGCUUUUUGUAUGCAGUAGACAAGGUUUACGAGAUAAGAGACACAUAUCUAGGUUAGAUAGGAAAAGAGAGCACCGACGUUUGACACGUACGAAAUGCACGGCUAGGUUUCGUGUGACAUACAAAGCCGAUAAGGGUAGAUUUGUAGUGUCUGUGUUUGAAGAGACUCAUAACCAUGAAUUAACAUCAGCUAGGUUUGUGCACUUACACCCGGUUUAUCGUAAGAUUAGCGAAGCAGAUAGAGCUCAGGUUGAUGGUAUGCAGUCACGUGGAAUUAGAACUUGUCAUAUUAUGGGGUACAUGGUUGCUCAGAAGGGUGGAUAUGGUGGUGUUGGGUUUACGAAGAAAGAUCUUUAUAAUUAUUUUGAUAAAAAAAUGCGUGAUAUUGUUAAAGAUGGUGAUGUUGCCGCAUCGCUACAUUAUCUUAAUGCAAAGUCAGCUACUGAUCCCAUGCUCUAUGCUGAAUAUGCUGCUGACACUAGCAAUGGACGGAUGAAGUCUCUUUUUUGGGCUGAUGGGACUAGUAGAUCUGACUACUUCUGUUUUGGAGAUGUGGUUGCAUUUGACACAACAUACAAGAGGAACAAAUAA
Molecule: messenger RNA, 906 nt
Organism: Trifolium pratense (red clover)
Lineage: Eukaryota; Viridiplantae; Streptophyta; Magnoliopsida; Fabales; Fabaceae
Product: protein FAR1-RELATED SEQUENCE 5-like
Exons: 2
Coding region: 1-906 (301 amino acids)
Source: RefSeq, a predicted model, not a curated record